This is a messenger RNA of Sebastes umbrosus (honeycomb rockfish), 4069 nucleotides long. It is a transcript of the gene rrbp1a, whose product is annotated as ribosome binding protein 1a. The record is from RefSeq and is a predicted model, not a curated record. Gene Ontology annotation, cellular component: endoplasmic reticulum membrane. The transcript has 27 exons. Gene Ontology annotation, biological process: protein transport. NCBI's taxonomy places the organism in Eukaryota, Metazoa, Chordata, Actinopteri, Perciformes, Sebastidae. The coding region runs from base 237 to 3572 and encodes 1111 amino acids.
CUAGCCAGCUCGAAGUGCCACGACUUCACAGCAGAGCACAGGAUCCUCCAGCGGAGAGAAGAGGAGAAGGAAGAGCACUGGGAGAGAAGAGAAAGAGAGCUAGUUAGCUAGAUAGAUAGCUGGAUAAAUAGGUAGUCAUACAGUCUAACAGUUACAAGUCAAAGCUGUCUCCUUUCCCCUUGAAGCAAGCAGAAGUAAAGGUCGUCAUCAGCAGAGAGGUCAUCUGAAAUUGAACAAUGGAUAUCUACGACCCCCAGACCCUUGGGAUAAUGGUGUUUGGUGGUUUCAUGGUGAUCUCUGCUCUCGGGAUUGCUCUUGUCUCCACCUUCUCCAUGAAGGAGACCUCUUAUGAGGAGGCCCUGGCUAAACAGCGCAGGGAGUUGGGUAAGAUACAGUCAACUCGCUCUGACAAAAAGAAAAAGGACAAGGUGUCUGAGAAGAAGGGCCGUGGGAAGAAGAAAGAAGAAAAGCCCAAUGGAAAGAUCCCAGAGCCUGAGAAACUUGAAGAGGAAGUUGAAGCUGAUGAAGUCAUUGAGGCUGCCGCUGCCCCAGUUGUAGCUGCUGCUCCUGUACCUGAACCUGAACCUGUCCCUGCUCCUGAGGUUAAGCCAGCUGCAGCGCCGGCACCAGCAGACACCCAGACAAAGCCUGCUGCUGAACCAAGCCCUCCUCUUGCUGAGCCCUCACCUGCACCCUCACCAAAAGAGAAAAAGAAGAAGAAGGUGGCUAAGGUCGAGCCGGCCUCUACCCAAACAGCCCCACUCCUGGCUGCCCCUGCAGCAGUCAAGACCUCCGCAGUCCCUGCACCAACCCAGGCCCCCGCGUCUGCCCCGACUAAAGCAACCGCUCCAUCCACUGCAUCUGCCCCAGCCAAGACUGCCCCUGCAUCAGCCAAGACUGCCCCUGCAUCAGCCAAGACUGCCCCUGCAUCAGCUAAGUCUGCUCCUGCAUCGGCUAAGUCUGCCCCCGCGCCCACCAAAGCCGCUGCAGCCCCGGCCAAGUCUGCUACAGCCCCCGCCAAGUCUUCACCUGCUCCAUCCAAGACUGUCGCAGUGCUGGAAGCUGUCACUAAAGACGUCCCAGUGAUGGCCGUGCCCCCAGUGGGAUCUCAGCAGGCUCCUGCUGUUAUAGGAAAAGUACAGGAGCCCAAGAAGAAGGCCUCCAAGAAGAAGACUGAGCCUGUGGCAGCGGUGGAUUCUGCUGAUGCUCCUCUGUACCUGCCCUACAAGGCUCUGGUGUCCACUAUCAGUAGCAUGGUGUUCAGUGAGGGAGAGGCUCACAGGCUCAUCGAGAUCCUGUCUGAGAAAGUCGGCAUCAUUCAGGACGCCUGGCACACGGCCACUCAGAAAGGAGACCCCAUUGCCAUGCUGAAGAAACAACUGGAGGAGAGGGAGAAACAGCUGGCGGCUGAGCAAGAGGAUGCUACUGCGGCAAAGAACCGUCUCAGAGAACUUACCAAGGAGCUGUCUGCUGAGAAGUCCAAGGUGACCAGUGUGGAGACGAGGCUGAGUUCCCAGCUGAGUAAGAGGGAGCAAGAAAUGAUCGCUCUGCAAGCACGCAUGCAGGCCAGUUACCAGGACCAUGUAGCACAGACCCAGGGGCUCAAUGCAAAGAUCGUCAGCCUGCAGGACCAGCUGGAAAAGGGCCCCAAUGCCCAGCUGGCUCGUCUACAGCAGGAGAACUCCAUUCUCCGUGACGCCCUCAACCAAGCCACUAGUCAGGCUGAGAGCAAGCAAAAUGCGGAGCUGGCCAAGUUGCGUCAGGAAUGCACCAAGUUAACCAAGGAUCUCGGAGAGAAGACAGAAGCUCUGCUUGCUGAUGACCACGUCAGGAAAGGGCUGGAAGCCAAGGUCUCCACUACAGAGAAGCAGCUCUCCCUGCUGCAGGCCAGCCAUGGUGAGAGUGAGCAGGCGUUACAGAGGAGAUUGGAGGAGGUGUGCGAGGAGCUCAGAGCCACACAGAGUAGAACCAACAGCCUGCAGGCCUCUUUGGACAAUGCCCAGCAGGACAACAGCGCAAUCGCAGAGGUUCAGGUGCGUAUUGGGGGACUGGAGGCUGAGGUCAGUGAGCGCUCUGCUCAGGUGGAAGCGCUCACCGCCCAGCUGGAGGAGACACAGGCAGAGAAAAGCCAGCUCGUGCAGCAGGUGGCCUCCAUCAACUCACUGCUGGAGGCCAAUCAGACCAAAAAGGAGGAGGAUAACGAUCAGGUGAAUGCUGCAGAGGUGGAACAGCUAAAGCUCAGCCUUCAGGAGAGAGACAACCAGUUGAACACUCUUCAAGAGGAACUGAAGCAACUGCAGGUGAAGCAGGAAGCUGCUGAGAACACUAUUGUUGGGCUAGAGCAAAGAAAUAAGAGUGAGGAUGCCGGCCUCAUCACAUCGCUUCAGGAUGAGCUUAAAAACCUCAAAGAAGAAAUGGUGCAACUUAACAGCACACCACAACCAGAUAGCUCCACAGAGCUGGAACUACUAAAGAGCAGCAUGACUGAGAAGGAUGCCCUUGUCUCAUCGCUACAAGAGGAGCUGAGAGAAAGGACGACCACUGAUGCGCAGAGCGUUACGGCGGAACUGACAGCUUUUCAAUCUGAAACCAAAGAAGCUCUCCAGACGCUCUUCCCACAGAUACCCGUAGAGACAGAGCAGUCCAAAUGGUUACAAGUAUUUACGCAGAAAGCUCAGGAAGCUCUCAGCCAACAGAGCCAGGAGUCUCAGUCAAGCACAGCGUCGCCUGAGCUGCUGGAGAAACUGAAGGAGGCCGAGGAGAGCCAUGGCUCACUGCAGGCUGAAUGUGACCAGUACAGGAUAGUCCUGGCUGAAACAGAAGGAAUGCUGAAACAUCUGCAGAUGAGUGUGGAGGAGGAAGAGGUGGUAUGGAAGUCCAAGAUGGCUGACUCAGAGGAACAGCUGAGGGUGGCUUUAGAGAAAGUCAGCAAGCUGGAGGCAGAAAACCAAAGUGCAGAGCAGUUGAAGGAGCAGAUGAUGCUUUUGGAAGCCCAGCUGGAGAAGCAGUCAGACAACCAGGGGACCUCAGAGGAGAUGGAGCAGCUGAAGCUGCAGCUGUCGGAGUAUCAGAGCCAGCUGGAUUUGGCCCAGAAGGAGGCCCAGGCGCACAAGGAGGAGCUUGCACAGGUCACAGAGCAGCUGGGCGAGAUCACGAUGCGGGUUCAGCGAGAACAGAAUGGCCCAGCUGAGGCUCAACCCAGUCAGUUCCAGAACGAGUUGAGUCAGACGACUGAGAAGCUGCACGGGGAAGCGGCUCAGAGACAGCAGCUUUCCGAAGAAUUUCAGCAGGCCCAGAAGACUAUAACAGAACUUCAGGCUCAGUUGGAUCUUCUGAACGUUUCUGCAGAGUCACCACAAGCUGACACAGAAGAUGUUGCGCAGCUCAAGGAGCGCCUGGAGAAGGAGAAGAAGCUGUCCAAAGACCUGGGCCAGGCAGCCACCAAGCUUCAGCAGCUUCUCAAAGCCACUCAGGAGCAGCUGACCAAAGAGAGAGACACAGUGAGAACACUACAGGAGCACCUGGAAGGAAAGGGAGAAUACGUGGAGCUGAAGGAAGGAACAUCCGUCUGAGAGGAAGUUGACCGCAGACACUACAACAAAAAAACUGCCAAAUAUGCCUUAUGAUUACCAUAGUUAUGCAUUCCAAAACUAUUUCUUUCUUGUACUGUAGUUUGAUUGCAUUUGUUGCAACUGUAGGAAUCAAAUGUAUGAUAUUAUGAGCAUUUUCAAAGUAAGAUCAGUGGAGAUGAUCCUGCUACAAUCUUUAUUGAAACCCACAUUCCAUCAACAAUUCUGGCUAUGUCAGAAGUUAUUUAUCCCCCUGCCUUAUAUUCCAGACAUUUCCCCAUAGUUCAGUGUUAAAAAGGGAAACCGAUUGUACGUCAAACGUACAUCAACCUGUGCAAUUACUUUGUAUGUCUUUUCUAUGUGGUUGAAUGAUGGGAACAUUUUUAUGGUUCAGUGUUUCAUUACCUUUUGGGCCUGCUUUCCUCUGUAGCCGGCUGCCAAUUACACGCAUCAAAUUUGUAUGAAUGAAUAAACUACAGUGUAGCUCUAUAUAAUUCCUG